AUCAUAUGUUUUUAUAAUGGCUGAGUACUUCACAUUUUAAAGAGGUACUUUGAAAUUGAUAAUAUUGUUUAAUUGUGUUUAACAUAUUUCCUGCAUAGUUUUUAGUAUUUUCUUGUAAAAUACCAUAAAAAAAUGGUCAGAAAGCAUGCAAGGAAACCAGGAAGUACAUAUGCUGCUUACUCAAAUAAAGCGAUGGAAGAUGCGAUGAAAGCAGUAAGCGAAGGUAAAUUAUCAAUCAGAAGCGCUGCAGAAAAAUAUUCAGUGAACAGGUGUACACUUAAUCGAAAACUGAAAGGAGUUCAUGUUCAGCCAUAUGGGAGACCACCAGCAUUAUCACAAGAUGAAGAGGCAGUUCUACUGAAGAGUAUCAUAACAGCUGCAGAAUGGGGCUUUCCCCUUUCAUGUUUAGAUGUUAGAUUUAUUGUGAAACAGUAUUUGGACAAAAAAGGUGUUACAGUAUCUCGUUUUAAGAACAAUCUUCCUGGAGAAGAUUGGUGUCGUUCCUACUUGGGAAGACAUAAAGAUGCCCUCACCAUAAGGCUGAGUGAGAACAUCAAGCGCAGUAGGGCACAGGUCAAUGAGGAAACACUGAGGGAAUAUUUCACUAACCUCAAAAAUUCAAUUCAGGACAUACCUGUUGAACUGUUAAUAAACUAUGACGAAACUAAUUUGGUUGAUGAUCCUGGAAAAUCCAAAGUCAUAGUGCGGAGAGGUUGUAAACGUGCUGAACGCAUCAUGGAUUCCAGUAAGGCGACCAGUUCCUUGAUGUUCGCAGGGACAGCAAGUGGAAUUCUUCUUCCACCAUACCUUGUCUACAAGGCGGAACACUUAUAUAACACAUGGCAGGAAGGAGGACCAGAAGGGGCAAGGUAUAAUACCUCAAAAAGUGGAUGGUUUGAUUCAGCAUUAUUCGAGGACUGGUUUGAGACAGUUGCACUGGCCUACUUCAAGAAGGUAGCAACUAAAGACCAGCCGAAAGCAUUGAUUGGGGACAAUCUAUCAAGCCAUUUGACUCUCAGUGUCAUCCAAAAAUGUGAGGAGUACAAUAUUAGAUUCAUCCUGCUCCCUCCCAACAGCACUCAUCUUUGUCAACCUUUGGAUGUGGCUUUCUUUCGCCCGCUAAAGUGUCAUUGGCGUCAAGUUCUUAUGGACUGGAAAAUGAAACACAAGGGAACUAUACCAAAAGAUGUCCUUCCACGUCUCCUGAAAAGUACAUUAAAGAGUUUGUCUCCAUCAAUUGAAAAGAACUUGAAGUCUGGAUUUCGAGCGACCGGAAUUUAUCCUUACAAUCCUGAGGAAGUAUUGAAAAAACUGCCUGCUACAACUAUUGGGAAUAUGUCUAUUUCUGAUGGACUCUCGAAAUCAUUGGAAAGCUAUUUGAGAGAGUCUAGAAAUGCCACUUCCACCCCAAAGCAAAAACGAAGAAGACUGAGUGUUGUCCCUGGGAAGAGUGUAAGCGGAACAUCGUUCCAGUCAGAAGAUGAUCCUGACACUCCUGACUUGGUAUCUUCAGAAGGUGAAGGCAAUACUCCAGUUUCAGUAACCAGAGCGACAGAAGAACAUACGCUCCAAGUUAGUUACACAGGAGAUGUUCAAGUUGGUGAUUUUGUUGUGGUAAGAAUCAAGUUUGCUGGCCCUUCAAACAAAAUGGUGGACAAAUACUAUGUCGGUCAAAUUUACUUAGAGCUUCAAGGUCAGUAUCAGUGUAAACUGUUGAGGAAAAGUGCAAAAUGUGAUAAAACAUUUAUCUUCCCUGCUGUCGAUGAUCAGUGGACUUUCAAAAUGGAAGACAUUAUUGUGGUAUUGCCAUCCCCUACCAUUGUUAGAGGAAGGCAUAAAUUCAAGUGUAAUUUUUCUGUUGUUUUACAGUGAUGGUUGAACUUGUUAGUAGGUAUUGUAGUAACUACCUACUCACCUAAGAUUACGGUAUUAAUUGAAUGCCAAUAAUCUCAAUAUUUAUGAUGUGGAUCUAUAACCAAAUUUGCAUAAUAGUUUUGUGUUAAUUCAAUGCCUUAAAUUUUAUCUAAUAAACCUUUGAUGUAAACAAAAUUAUAUCUACAAAUUUUAAUAGUAGUAGUAAUUGUUAAUAACGAUCAUAUUUUAUGUGGUUAAAGUUAGACAAUGUAAGUCAAACAUGUACCAAACUGUAUUUCUGAAUGGGUGGCUCAAGUUACCCUAAACCCUGUUAAACUUGAGCCAUACAUAAAAAUCAAUAUAAAUAAAUUUUAAAUAUCUUCGGGCAAUAUAUCAUUAUGGGGGUCUAUUCUAUAUAGCUUUACUCAAAA
Bacillus rossius redtenbacheri is the source of this 2285-nucleotide messenger RNA. RefSeq lists its product as uncharacterized. Lineage: Eukaryota; Metazoa; Arthropoda; Insecta; Phasmatodea; Bacillidae. Gene Ontology annotation, cellular component: nucleus. Gene Ontology annotation, molecular function: DNA binding. The transcript has 2 exons. The record is from RefSeq and is a predicted model, not a curated record. The coding region runs from base 133 to 1872 and encodes 579 amino acids.